Messenger RNA from Trichoderma citrinoviride, 1107 nucleotides. RefSeq names its product ER-resident thioredoxin protein. The coding region runs from base 1 to 1107 and encodes 368 amino acids. NCBI's taxonomy places the organism in Eukaryota, Fungi, Ascomycota, Sordariomycetes, Hypocreales, Hypocreaceae. Gene Ontology annotation, molecular function: protein disulfide isomerase activity. The record is from RefSeq and is a predicted model, not a curated record. The transcript has 2 exons. Gene Ontology annotation, cellular component: endoplasmic reticulum. Gene Ontology annotation, biological process: protein folding.
AUGGUUUUGAUCAAGAGCCUCGUGCUCGCCGUCCUGGCCAGCUCGGUGGCUGCCAAGUCGGCCGUUAUCGACCUGAUUCCGUCCAACUUUGACAAGCUCGUCUUCGAUGGAAAGCCCACGCUCGUCGAGUUCUUCGCUCCGUGGUGCGGCCACUGCAAGAACCUUGCUCCCGUCUACGAGGAGCUGGCCCAGGUGUUUGAGCACGCCAAGGACAAGGUUCAGAUCGCAAAGGUCGACGCCGACUCGGAGCGUGAUCUCGGAAAGCGAUUCGGCAUCCAGGGCUUCCCCACGCUCAAGUUCUUCGAUGGCAAGAGCAAGGAGCCGCAGGAGUACAAGUCGGGCCGUGAUCUGGACAGCCUGACCAAGUUCAUCACUGAGAAGACCGGUGUCAAGCCCAAGAAGAAGGGCGAGCUGCCCAGCAGCGUUGUGAUGCUGAACAACAAGAGCUUCCACGACACUGUUGGAGGCGACAAGAACGUGCUGGUAGCGUUCACUGCUCCUUGGUGUGGCCACUGCAAGAACCUCGCUCCCACAUGGGAAAAGGUUGCCAAUGAUUUCGCGGGUGAUGAGAACGUUGUGAUUGCCAAGGUCGAUGCCGAGGGCGCUGACAGCAAAGCUGUAGCCCAAGAGUAUGGAGUCACCAGCUAUCCCACCAUCUACUUCUUCCCCGCUGGCACCAAGAAGCAGGUUGACUACCAGGGCGGCCGCCAGGAGAGCGACUUUGUCAAGUUCAUCAACGAGAAGGCCGGCACCUUCCGCACCGAGGGCGGCGAGCUGAACGACAUCGCUGGCACCGUGGCACCCCUGGACACUAUUGUGGCCAAGUUCCUCACUGGCACCGGCUUGACCGAGGCUGCUGCUGAGAUCAAGGAGGCUGUUGAUCUGCUUACGGAUGCUGCGGAGACCAAGUUCGCCGAGUACUACGUCCGCGUCUUCGACAAGCUGAGCAAGAAUGAGAAGUUCGUCAACAAGGAGCUUGCGAGACUGCAGGGCAUCUUGGCCAAGGGUGGCCUUGCCCCUGCUAAGCGGGAUGAGAUCCAGAUUAAAGUCAAUGUCCUGCGCAAGUUUACCCCCAAGGAGGACAAGGACGAGAAGGACGAGCUGUGA